This is a messenger RNA of Coregonus sp. 'balchen', 1489 nucleotides long. NCBI's taxonomy places the organism in Eukaryota, Metazoa, Chordata, Actinopteri, Salmoniformes, Salmonidae. The record is from the annotation of a GenBank genome assembly.
CUCAGUUCUGAAGAGGUAAUAACACCCUACACUGAUGUAGAAGUGGCUUCAGAAAGGGACAGAGUUACUCUCUCUUGUAACUACACCUCUGGUGACACUCUUCAAUGGUAUCGACAAUAUCCCAAAUCAGCACCACAGUUACUGGUUAUGGAACAUAUGCCUGCAACAACUCCAGGGUUCAGUCUAAAUCAUGACAAAAAAGCCAAACGUAUGGAUCUGGAGAUCUCCUCUGCUGAAGUGACAGACUCUGCUCUGUACUACUGUGCCCUGAGUUCCACAGUGACAGGAAACCCAGAAACACAAGAAACACAUACAAAAACCUAGAACAUCUGAUUACGGGGAGAAAGUUAUCAACAGGUAGAUUAAUGAAUAUGUCCUAAACACUAAACCCCUCUAUUCUACCCAUAACCCAACCCUAACUUGAUGUCCAGAUCAAUUAUAAAAGUAUAACAUGAAUGGAGUACCUCUGCAUCAUAUACCCUACUUUCAUACUCCUAAAUAUCCUUACACCUCUGAAGACUCUAGUCACUUCCAUGCCAGUCAGAAGAACUGCAGUCUUUUAUAUCUGAACACUCAAAAGCAGCUUUAUAAAAAGAAGUGUACAAGAUAACAUAAGAAAUUUAUUAAAAAAUAUUCCCAAACCUCAUUUCAUAAAAUAAUACGUUACAAAAAGUAUAAGAAAUAAAUGUAAUGAAAUAAAGUUAAAUGAAAUGGAACACAAAAAACAGCAACAAUUGCACUGUAUUCAUUUAAAACUUUUUUCUUCAUAAUGCGGUAUAACAUGAAUGGAGUAGUAUUGUUAAAAAAUAAAUGAAUGCCUCAAUCCUACGAUGUACGUUAAACAAGGAUUGCAUGGCACACACAUAAACAAGGUUGUUCACCACCCCCUGUCUUUGGCAGUAGGUGGAGCGACAACAUUUCCUCCAAUCAUCAAGACUGCAGAGAGAGAUAUUCAACUCUGCCUGUUUUGUGUCAGAGUCUUUUGUACACUGUGUCUAUCAGCUAUGUUGCUGCGUUCAUCAUUUCUCCUCCUCUCAGUCCUUGUUGGUGAGUACUGUAUUCAAUGUCAUCAUUUUAAUUCCAACUCCAGAAUAUACUUGAUAGUUGUCAAAAAAGCUAUCAAAAACAGAAACAUGUUUUUCCUUUUCUGACAGGUGUCAGUUUUGAAGAUGACAUUAAUCCCACUAGGUCUAUGGUAGGUGUUGUGGAGGGUGAUACUAUUACACUAUCCUGCAGCUACACUGGCUCUGUAAACAAUCUACAGUGGUAUCGUCAGUAUCCCAGGUCUAAACCAGAGUUCCUGAUUCUCAUCACUAAAUCAGGAUAUGUCCAGAAACCUGUCCCUCCUCGCCUGUCAGUUCAGGUUCAAACCGACCGUGUGGAUCUGGAGAUCUCCUCUGCUGAAGUGACAGACUCUGCUUUGUACUACUGUGCCAUGGAGCUCACAGUGACAGGAAACACAACUUCAUCAUACAAAAAUCAGACAGUC